This is a messenger RNA of Paraglomus brasilianum, 315 nucleotides long. NCBI's taxonomy places the organism in Eukaryota, Fungi, Glomeromycota, Glomeromycetes, Paraglomerales, Paraglomeraceae. The record is from the annotation of a GenBank genome assembly.
AUGUCUCACCAAAGUAAAAAGACAAAGUCUUCUCCAAAAUCGACACGCGGCAGAAAACGUAGAAUAGCUCAGUUGGACCUGACGGGCUGCAACCCUUUUAUGAUAGUGGAGGAACAGAGAGUGGCAGAAAAGGGAGCCGACUUCAAAAAAGAACGCCUUUUUAGCACGGUAGAAAACCCAGUCGUCGAACAUGAGCAUACAGCCGUAGUGACCAUUAGUACUGGAAGACAGGGGCUUGCACUCAUGACUACAUCGGAGUUGAAAAUGUAUGCUAAAUUUGUUGAAAUGACGCUACUUAAUUAUAAGCCGACUUAA